Messenger RNA from Truncatella angustata, 1276 nucleotides. RefSeq names its product mitoferrin-1. Gene Ontology annotation, molecular function: ferrous iron transmembrane transporter activity. The transcript has 8 exons. Gene Ontology annotation, cellular component: mitochondrial membrane. The record is from RefSeq and is a predicted model, not a curated record. The coding region runs from base 220 to 1143 and encodes 307 amino acids. Lineage: Eukaryota; Fungi; Ascomycota; Sordariomycetes; Amphisphaeriales; Sporocadaceae. Gene Ontology annotation, biological process: iron import into the mitochondrion.
CCCACCUGUGCGGAACAUCCGUACGGAGCACGCCAAACACCCACGACAAACCCAGGUCCGCCUCGGGUCAAACCUCAAAAGAGCCCCAGAGCUCCAUCUCGGUCACUGAUAGCCUCUGCCAAAGCCAAGCUCGCGACAACCGCCCCAGACGAGAACGACACAGUCGACAACCUGGCGCUGUCUCAAUCUUUCGGCGAGGCCACCACAGCUGUGGCCAACAUGGCCCAGCCAACUGCCGAGCCGGUCGAGGACUACGACUAUGAAGCACUACCUCCCAACUUCUCCUUGGCGCAAAACAUGGCCGCAGGUGCCUUUGCCGGUAUUGCAGAACACACCGUCAUGUACCCAAUCGACGCGAUCAAGACGCGCAUGCAAAUUAUCAACUCGAGUACUGCAUAUAAGGGUAUGAUUGAGGGCACCAUGAAAAUCGCGUCGGGAGAGGGCUUUCUGAAGCUCUGGAGAGGCAUGUCCAGCGUGGUUGUAGGAGCAGGGCCUGCACAUGCUGUAUACUUCGCAACCUACGAAGCCGUCAAGCAUGCUAUGGGAGGCAACCAGAUCGGGGAGCACCACCCUCUUGCUGCUGCAACGAGUGGAGCUGCGGCAACAAUUGCCAGCGACGCCUUCAUGAACCCCUUCGAUGUCAUAAAGCAGCGCAUGCAGAUCCAAAACUCGAGCAAGAUGUACAAGUCCAUGUUCGACUGCGCACGAUAUGUCUACCGAAACGAGGGCUUGUCCGCCUUCUACGUCUCCUACCCAACCACUCUGUCCAUGACAGUGCCUUUCACAGCAUUGCAAUUCCUCGCAUACGAGUCGAUAUCAACAAGCAUGAACCCCGAAAAGAAGUACGACCCCAUGACCCAUUGCACGGCUGGUGCUGUCGCUGGUGGCUUCGCUGCCGCCCUCACCACGCCAAUGGAUGUCAUCAAGACCAUGUUGCAGACAAGAGGAACUGCCACAGACCCAGAACUGCGCAACGUCAACGGUUUCGCCGCAGGGUGCAGGUUAUUGUACCAGCGAGAAGGUAUGAGAGGCUUCUUCAAGGGUGUCAAGCCUAGGAUCGUCACCACCAUGCCCAGCACCGCCAUCUGCUGGUCAGCCUACGAGUUCUCCAAGGCAUACUUCAUCAAGCGAAACACGUCGUGAUAGAUGCUGGAAUCGGCAACCUUGCUCUUGCGGCCACGAGCACCAUCGCCGAUGUCGGGAUUUGCUGCAUGGCUGCUAUUUGCGAAUGUUCUUGCAUUGCGCCCAAGUCCGUGGCCGGGAGUCGACAAAAGUA